Molecule: messenger RNA, 599 nt
Organism: Triticum dicoccoides
Lineage: Eukaryota; Viridiplantae; Streptophyta; Magnoliopsida; Poales; Poaceae
Exons: 3
Coding region: 101-367 (88 amino acids)
Source: RefSeq, a predicted model, not a curated record
CAAGAUUCAGUCAGUAAUAGGUACACAUCUCCUCUUGUUCCAGCAUCUCCCGAACCCGAACCACGCCGUCCGGUCCACCCCGAGAGGAGAGCGCAGCGACAUGCCGGCGACGCCGACCAUCAUCGGUGCCCUGCUGGGGCUGGGCACCCAGAUGUACUCCAACGCCCUCCGGAAGCUCCCCUACAUGCGCCAUCCCUGGGAGCAUGUGCUGGGAAUGGGUCUGGGUGUUGUGUUUGUAAACCAACUGGUGAAGUUUGAUGAGAAGGUAAAGGUGGACCUUGACAAGAUGCUUGAGCGUGCGAAACACGCCAAUGAGCAGCGCUACUUUGGUUUGUGCUUAUUUCCUCCCAACAUUUUGGAAUCCUGAUUACGAAGACGACGAUUAGCUGUUCAAAUUUGUUUGGCGGCAACCGGGGUUUUUUCAGUUUGCUUUGGUCAGAAAAACUGGCUCCGCAUUUCAUCUGCGGUAGUGUAAUAAACUGAUGUUUCACAGUACUUGGGUUGUACUUGUACGGGAGACCUUUUUAUGGUACUUGAAUCUGAUUGAUCACCUUGUCUGAAGCAUCGUUAUUCAAGUUCAAAUGAUGACUUAUGGUACC